This is a messenger RNA of Mandrillus leucophaeus (drill), 846 nucleotides long. RefSeq names its product transmembrane protein 127 (gene TMEM127). The transcript has 3 exons. Gene Ontology annotation, cellular component: membrane. Gene Ontology annotation, biological process: negative regulation of cell population proliferation; negative regulation of TOR signaling. The record is from RefSeq and is a predicted model, not a curated record. The annotation marks the transcript as partial. Lineage: Eukaryota; Metazoa; Chordata; Mammalia; Primates; Cercopithecidae.
CUUCAGGGAGGCAGCGCUCUGCCCAAGCAGCCGGAGCGUAGCCUGGCCUCGGCCUUGCCUGGCGCCCUGUCCAUCACGGCGCUGUGCACUGCCCUCGCCGAGCCCGCCUGGUUGCACAUCCACGGAGGCACCUGUUCGCGCCAGGAGCUGGGGGUCUCGGACGUGUUGGGCUAUGUGCACCCGGACCUGCUGAAAGAUUUCUGCAUGAAUCCCCAGACAGUGCUGCUCCUGCGGGUCAUCGCCGCCUUCUGUUUCCUGGGCAUCCUGUGUAGUCUCUCCGCGUUCCUUCUGGAUGUGUUUGGGCCCAAGCAUCCCGCCCUGAAGAUCACCCGUCGCUAUGCCUUCGCCCAUAUCCUCACAGUCCUGCAGUGUGCCACCGUCAUUGGCUUUUCUUACUGGGCUUCUGAACUCAUCCUGGCCCAGCAGCAGCAGCAUAAGAAGUACCAUGGAUCCCAGGUCUACGUCACCUUUGCUGUUAGCUUCUACCUGGUGGCGGGAGCUGGUGGAGCCUCAAUCCUGGCCACGGCAGCCAACCUCCUGCGCCACUACCCCACAGAGGAGGAGGAGCAGGCUCUGGAGCUGCUCUCCGAGAUGGAGGAGAACGAGCCCUACCCAGCGGAAUAUGAGGUCAUCAACCAGUUCCAGCCACCCCCUGCCUACACCCCCUAAUGCCAGCCUUGGGCUCUCUUCCUCGGCAGCCCCUCCCCCAACUCUGCAGCUCCUCUCGCGCCCAGAGGAGCUCCUUUCCCCAGCAGGCCUCACUGGUAGGAUCCUGACCAUCUUCUCCAAACCUUCCCCGGGAGAGACUCUGCCUUUAGGGUCAUCCAAGUGUCCCUGCUCUCAGAA